Molecule: messenger RNA, 1740 nt
Organism: Eptesicus fuscus (big brown bat)
Lineage: Eukaryota; Metazoa; Chordata; Mammalia; Chiroptera; Vespertilionidae
Gene: FAM110A
Product: family with sequence similarity 110 member A
Exons: 2
Coding region: 283-1167 (294 amino acids)
Source: RefSeq, a predicted model, not a curated record
GUCAGGCACCCCCCCGCUCGUCUCGGGUGCGGAGGACCGCUCCGAAGAGGUCCCUCUGCGGGUCAUCGCGCGGGACUGGCCCCCCGAGCGGCGUUGGGCGUGGCCAUUCCCGGCCCGGGUCCGAGCUGUCAGCCUCUCCGCGACCCGACCUGGAAGAGCCGGGACUCGCCAAGGGUGGGCUCCAGCCGUUGCCGGCGUCCAGCUGCCAAUUUUCUGCCUGGAUCGCAGUCUCCUCAUUUCUCCUGUGUCCUCGUGCAGAAGGCCUUGGGGUAUGUAACAGUCAUGCCUGUGGACAUGCUGUCUCCUGGAGCCCGGGACACACCCGCCCUACCUUUCCGCCUGAGGACCAAGGUCCCGGGCUACCUGCUACGACGGCCGGCAGACGGUGGAGCCCGGAAACCUAGUGCUGUGGAGCGCCUGGAGGCCGACAAGGCCAAGUACGUCAAGAGCCUGCAUGUGGCCAACACCCGCCAGCAACCUGUGCAGCCCCUGCUGUCCAAGCAGCCGCUCUUCAGCCCUGGGACUCGCCGCACGGUGCUCACUCCUAGCCGCCGAGCCCUGCCUGGCCCCUGCCGCCGGCCCCACCUGGACCUGGACAUCCUUAGCAGCCUUAUCGACUUGUGUGAUAGCCCGGUGUCCCCUGCCGAGGCUAGCCGCACCCCCGGACGGGCAGAGGGAGCCCACCAGGACCCUCCAGCCACCCCUCCACGCCCACCUCCCAGUACCGCUGCUGUCCGCCGAGUGGAUGUCCGUCCCCUGCCGGCCUCACCUGCCCAGCCCUGCCCAUCACCAGACACUGCCGCCUCCAGUCCAGCCCGGCCCCCGGGUUUGCAGCGCUCCAAGUCAGACCUGAGUGAGCGCUUCUCGCGGGCAGCGGCCGACCUGGAGCGAUUUUUUAACUUCUGUGGCCUGGACCCAGAGGAGGCGCGGGGGUUGGGUGUGGCCCACCUGGCACGAGCCAGCUCAGACAUAGUGUCUCUGGCGGGGCCCAGUGCUGGGCCAGGAAGCUCCGAGGGGGGCUGCUCCCGCCGCAGCUCGGCCACUGUUGAGGAGCGGGCCCGGGAGCGCGUCCCCUAUGGCGUAUCAGUGAUUGAGCGCAACGCCCGGGUGAUCAAGUGGCUGUACGGGCUGCGGCAAGCGCGGGAGACUCCAGCGGUGGAGGGAUAGGUCUCCACUGGACUCGCCUUCGGCACAGGACAGAUCUUAAAGAAGCAAUUGGCCCCGCGACCUCUCCUUCACCCCUUCCCUGGGUUGGGGCAGACCAGAGACCGCUGCCUUUUGUGAACUUGGUAUGGAGGCAAAGGCUCCGAGGCUGGGCCAGCAUCCAUCUGGCGAGGACUGACCCUGGAGACAGUGGCCUCUUGACCUUGGACCACUCCCUCCUCCUCACAUGUCGGGAUUUUGACACGAGUGCACCUCUGCUUGGUUCCUCUCACGGGCUUGGGGCACUCAGCCCUCCCCACUGGUGAGGGACCAAGGAUCUCUACCAGGUCUGUCUACCCAGUGGCUCUGUUUCUUCCUUCCUUGGCCUCUAUCCUUUGCUGACUUCCUCUUCCUCACUCAGUGGGCCCUGGUUCCUGGGAAUUCAGCCCAGGGUGGGGGCAGGGAAGAGUGUUCUAACCACUGUUCUUCCCAGGCCUUGGCAGCCUGGCCUAGGUGGGUAGACUACAGGAGGGACUGGUAGGAGCCCUCCUGGCUCUGGCUUCCCUCCCUUUGGUUAAUAAACACAAAUGCUUGCUU